CAUUACUUUCUACAACACACAACAAAGGCCCAUACAAAGUAAUUUGUGGUUAAACUGGAAAGAGAAUUUAUAUUUCAGAUAGACAAGAUGCACUCAUGUAACUACAUAACCCUUGAACUGAAACAAAGGAAAUCUAAAAUGAUGACAUAUUUUCCAUUAACUCAGGCUUAGCAUCUGGAAAACAUAGCUCCCAGAGCCAAGUACAACCCCUGUCUUGGCACGCAAUAAAAGCUCAGUAGUUUGUAGAACAUGGAGGGCUUGUGCCAUAUCAGAUAGCCCAUUUCCAAUGGCAUUUUUAGACAAGGUGGAAGAUUGUGUCAUGGCUCAUUCUUUGUUGGAAAAGAAGAAAGAAAAGAGGGAAAUAUGCAGGUAUUUUAAAGGAUUACAUUCAAAAUAUAUGCAUAUUUGGGAAGAUCGGUUUGGUGUCUUUAGUCUUUGGACAGGUGAAUUUUUAAGUACUUGUCUUUGCAAGUUAAAAAUUCAGCUGUUUGGUGCAAACUUGAACUUGGCAUGGGCUUCCCAAGCUUUAUGCAUGCUCUUUGACCUGUGACUUCACACCUUCAGGAAGACAGGAUCUUUUUUAAUUUCAGCAGUCAGGAGUGUUUUGAGCCACCUACUGUUUGAAACAGUGCGACCAGCACUCUUAUUAAAGUUUCUCCUUCCACCCAGCUCCUACUCAAGUUUCCACUCUCAUCAAUUGGAAAGACACCUGUGUGCUUUUGAGGAAAACCUUUCAGGGAGAAGAGGUGGCUUGGAGCCAUGCAUAGGCACAUCCUGCCUAAAAGCCAACCACCUCUGCUGAUAUGACCUUCCCACUCACAAGUUGCAUGCAUUUUUCAAGGUAGGGCACCCAGCCUCUGCUCCUACCUCUACUCUGUGCUGGUGUGGCCUCACUUUGAGUGUUAUGUACAGUUCUAGGCACCUCAAUGUAAGAAAGGUAUUAAGCCAUUAAUGUCCAAAGGAGGGCACUGAAGACAGUGGAGAGCUUUGAGGGGAAGCCAUUCAAGCAGUGGCUGAGGUCAGUUGGUCUGUUCAGUCUGGAGGAGACUUGAGGGGGGAUUGGGGUUUCCAACAUCCUCAUCAGGGGAGAUGGACUGGCAAGUGCUGAUCUCUUCUCUGUGGUGACCAGUGACAGGACCUGAGGGAAUGGCCUGAAGAUGUGUCAGAGGUGCUUUAGGUUAGGUAUUAGGAAAAGGUUCUUCACCCAGAGGGUGGAUGGGCACUGGAACAGGUCCCCCAAGGAAGUCGUCACAGCACCAAGCCUAUCAGAGCUCAAGAAGCGCUUGGACAAUGCUCUUAGGCACACAGUAUGAUUCUUAAGGGUGUCCUGUGUAAGGAAGGAUAAGAGUCGGACUCGAUGACCCUGAUGGCUCCCUUCCAACUCAGCGUACUCUGCGGUUCUGUGACCGGAACAUGGCUUGGGCCCAGGCCUGUCGGGGGCUCCGGACCCCCCUUCGCCGGCCCCGCGGCCCGGGGGAGGGAAGGAGGGGGCGGCCGGCACCGUGCCCGGGUGAGCAUCCCGCACGCAUGCGCUAAGAGCGCGGCGCCCCCGCUCGGCUCCGCUCGGGCUGCACUCGGCUAUUUCCGCCUCUUUGUUUUAAACUCCGGGCCGAGCCCUUUAAAUCCCCCUUUUUUCUUUUUAAAAUUUUCUUGGGAAAGGAAAGAGGGGCCGGUGUUUCCCUCCGCCUCGCGCUUCCGGCUCCUCUGCUCUCUGCCCUGCGGUGGCGCUCGGAGAAGGACAGGCCGGGAAGCGGAGGGCCGGCGGCGGCGGGGGCAGCUCCCGCUGUAGCCCCGAGCGGCGGCCGCGCCCCCCCUCGUCAGAAUACGGAAUUGAAAUACUCAGUGUGGCGGGAACUAACUGGACUGAAAUCCUUACGUACUACUGAAAGUUUGAUUGAAGUUCGUAGAGACCUGAAGUUUUGCAAUCAUACCGAAGAGUCAGCAUUGUAGGAACAAAUAAACCAGCAGACUCAGAUAUUGAUUUCAGGAUUCAAAAUAGAAGAGGUCUCUGGAUGGCAGACUCUGAAAAGAAAUGCUGUUUUAAGAGGAAGCAAUUCAAGUUUUCUGCAAAGUCUGAGCAUUUAUGUUAUCUGACUGAACUGACAUCUUGACACCAAAGAUGCUAACAAGGAAGAUUAAGCUUUGGGACAUUAAUGCCCAUAUAACUUGUCGUCUGUGCAAUGGGUACCUGAUUGAUGCUACUACUGUAACAGAAUGCUUGCAUACUUUCUGUAGAAGCUGCCUAGUGAAAUAUUUGGAGGAAAAUAACACCUGUCCAACCUGUAGGAUUGUUAUACAUCAGAGCCACCCAUUACAGUAUAUUGGUCAUGACAGAACAAUGCAAGAUAUUGUUUACAAACUUGUGCCAGGCCUCCAAGAAGCGGAAAUGAAAAAGCAAAGGGAGUUUUAUCACAAACUGGGCAUGGAAGUUCCAGGGGACAUCAAAGGGGAGACAUGUUCUACAAAACAGCAUCUAGAUUCUCAUCGAAAUGGUGAAACUAAAGCAGAUGAAAAUAUAAAUAAAGAAACUUCAGAAGAAAAACAGGAAGAAGAUAAUGACUACCAUCGAAGUGAUGAACAGGUAAGCAUCUGCUUGGAGUGCAAUAGCAGCAAACUGCGUGGAUUGAAACGAAAAUGGAUUCGUUGCUCUGCACAAGCAACAGUCUUGCAUCUAAAGAAGUUUAUUGCCAAAAAACUCAACCUUUCUUCCUUUAAUGAGCUGGACAUAUUAUGCAAUGAAGAGAUUCUUGGCAAGGACCAUACGCUCAAGUUUGUAGUUGUUACUAGAUGGAGAUUUAAGAAAGCACCUCUACUGCUACAUUAUAGACCCAAAAUGGACUUGCUGUAAGGGAACUUUAUUGUCCUUCUGGACAGAGCUUUUUGCAGAGACUAUCAUCUGGCACCUUCUUAGUGCAUCACUAAUCACAUGACACAAACCAGCUGAAUAAUUUUGGAAGACUGGAGGGCUUUCAUAGUGGGCUGUCCUGAAUAUUUCUUCUAGCGAUGUGUCACCUAGACUUCUGGGCAGACAAUAUUUAUACUUUUUUUGUAUGGAAGAAAGAAGUUUCAACUCAGCAUGACACUACCAGCAUUAAGUUUACAGAUACUGAAAACACUUCACAGUUCCAUGUAGCUCCGCCUGAUUUGUCUCUUACAGUUACACACAGAAAAAAGUUUGAGUGUUGUGGGGUGAUAUAAAUAUGUUGCUUUUGACACCAAGUUGCAUUUAGUUACUUCUCGCAUUCUAAAUCUUUAAAAACUAUAUUUUUGCAAAGUGUUAUUGUCUUAUAUAGUGUGCCUGAUUGCAUUGGCUUUAUUCAAAUUAUUCUGUAGAGCAUUGAACAUACCUGAUAAUACAGCGACUGGUGAUAAUUUAUUAUGCUGCAUUGAAAACUUAAGAAAAUCUGGCAAACCAGUAAAUUUGUCAUUUUUGCCCAGUUAUUGCUCUCCUCACCUUGUGUUUUAAUAAAGUUUUGAUACUUCUGUAUACGUGCUAAUUUGGUAAGACUAAUAGAAAUAGUUUCAGUUGAUUUUAAUGUGCUGUGAUAUAUAUUUUGGUAUGGUAUAAUUUGCACCACGUAAUGACAAAUACUCACAAGUGCUAGAUUUGUGAAUUUCUUAAAAAAUAAAUAAUUCUUUUGUAUUUGUGGCUUGCAGAAAUCAGUUUUUAAUUUAGAGAAAAUUUGCUAUCACUAGCUAUUGAAAAAGUGGCGCUUGGACAACUUUGAGAGUAUUGCAGAUUUUUCAUUUCACUGAUUAAAACUUACAGGCAGCUUUAAAUUUCUUUAGCUGUUUUCUUAUGAAACCAUAGCGCUCUUAAUGCAAUUCCUAACUUACAUAAGGUGGGGAGGAAGGGGAGUCAAGACAAGAUUAUUUUAGCACCUUUUGGCCUUAACUAGUAAUUUUGCUUGCAUCAGCCCUAAUGGAUGCUAGGUAAUACACAUUAAUACAUGUUUGGGUACAUACAUUUAUAUACACAUGUAACUAUGUAUGUUAUAGAAAGCACCCUCAAUGGCACUUAGCAGGGCUCACUGCACUUUUUUUGUAAGGCUUUUGGAAAGAAUUGACUUUUAAAAAACUGUAGUUGAAAGUGAUUUCUGCAAGCUAUAUCUGCCAUAUAUCAUCCACAGUACAAUUGUAAGAACAUUUGUCUGGUGCAGGUGUGAAGUCACUGAAAACACUGUAUUACUGCCAGCUGGAAAUAGUUAACCUAAUUUUUGGGAGAGUUUUCUUGUCAGCUGAAAAUGCUAGUUGCUAUUCCUAUUAUUAAACCCUGUUAUUUUUUGAUAAAUUGUCUUAGGAUAAGAAGCCCUGCUUCCUCUUGCUGUGCUCCUUUGCUUCUUCUGCUAGGAAGUGUUACUUGGUAACCGGAAGGUGAUUCUAUAAGAGAUUUAUCUAAGCAUUUAAAGUAUUCUUCCUCUUGAUUUUUCAAAGCGUACCUUCCUCAGCACAUUUCCCUUAAUUUCCUCUCUGGAGUCUUCAGUUCUUCUUUCCCAGCUCUGCUGCUGCUUGUGCUUACCUUUGACAACAGGGCUCCUUUUUGAUUACAGUCACAGAUGUGAGUAGGAAGGAAAUGAAAAAAAAAAAAAACAAAACUAUGUGAGCAGAGAAUGAAAGGGAGCCUCCUGAGUUGUGGAGUUGGAAAGGAGAGCCACACAAAGGCCACACAUGCUGCUGGCCUUGCGGGUGAAAGUCUAAGAUAACUGCAUUUGAAUGUUUAGGUUACACAGAACUCCACAUCUGGUUCUUGUGUGGUGUUCGUGUGCAUGUCUGUGAUUCAUGGAAUCAAAUUUGGCUCUGAUUUUUGUCUUGCUGUUUCUGUAUUUUCAGCUUUUUUUCUGUCUUUAGCAUUACUUGAUCUGGCAGAAAAGAACAAACAAGUUCAUCUGUCUACCAUUUUUAAAACUUUUCAUGAAAGCAGUCUAUGCAGGUGGUAUGGAUGUGUACACAAGCUGAUAUACUGGGCCUCUCUGGAGCUGUUUCUUACGUGAUUGUUACUGUUCUAGUGUAAGUAAGAGUCUGGCUUUGCCACUGAGGUCCUGAGAAUGUGGACAGGACUGUAAGGGUCCCAGCUCUGUGCACCCAGAGUAUACACGCAGUGGCUGCACCUGAUGUAGACAUUAAACUAAAGCUGCCAGACAGCAUUCUGAUUAACCACCUUAAUCAGAAUAUAUAUAUAUAUAUAUAUAUACACACACACAAACAAAAUUAUAUAUACAUAUACACAUAUAAAUGAGAUCUGUCUACCUCAAGUGUGUGUACUGCAGAAAACUUUUGUAUGACUAGAUAUUGAUGCAGUGCUGUUAAAGUACUUUGGGAUUUCAUUUCUUUCUUGUGUACUUGAGCAACUGAGAAAUUAAUUACGAACACACAAAUUCAGAAGCCUUUCAAAUCUAUCUCUUGCUGUAACAACUUACAAUACAAAACGUAUAAGUUUAUAACCAUAUUUAGAAUCACUUGAAUUUGUUAUGGUGCUAUCAGUAUAUAGAAAACUCUGUUUAUAUGGAUACAUAAAUUCAAGCCAAUAUUAAUACCUAUAGCUGGGGUUUUUGCUUGUAAUUGUGUGUAACUGCUUUUGCAAUGUGUUUAAUCUGAUAAAAACACACCAGUAAAAAAAAAAAAAAAAACAGGAAAAAACCCAGAAAAACAAAACAAAAAAAAAACCAAAAAAAGACCAAAAAAAAAAAAAAAAAAAAAAAAGAAAACCAAACAAAAAAACCCCCAAACCAACAAAAAACCCCAGAGUUACUUAGUUGUUUUUCUAAAUCACAUGUGAUAACAUCUUCACUACAAAAAUUGCCCUCAGGAAUGGUGUGACUGUAUCUGUACCAUACAUUAGUCUCACUAAAAGACUACAGUGUAGAGCGAGGUCUUCUUUGGGUCAGAGCCUUGUUUAAUUUCUGUGACACUUAAGAGACAAUUUAUAUCAAGAUUAUAUUGGGUAAAGUAACCCUGAUACUAUUGAAAAUUGAACUGAAAUUUGGACUUGGCCAUAGAUAUUUCUUAGUCCUGAUGAGGUCAUGGUAGUUGAUUUUGGGUUUUGUGAAGAUGCCAUUACUGUGAAGUAGUUUUUACAAUUUCUUAUGCUGGUAAAGAGUUGCAGUAAGGAAGUAUCUUGUUGCAUUAUCCUCAGCAGCAGUGAGACUGAUGAAUCACCUGGGCUUAGAGUCUCAUUAAGUAUACUUUCAUUAAAAAUAAAGAAUUCAGAUAGAAUAUAUAAUAUUGAAUUUAAAUAAGAUUUGGGGGUUUAAAUUUUAACUUUAUAAAAUUAUUUAUUCUAUUUUAAGCCUUCUGUCUUAUUUUACCAUCCAAGUAUCUUUGGUUUUAGUGGUCCAGCUUUAUUUACAUAUAAAUGGAAAUUGUAAGAUGUUUUUACAAGCUUCUUCCUUUUACAUUGAGUUUGGCUAGCUUUCAUUUGUAUGUUUUUGUUUUGUAUGGAUAAAGAGCAUUACUUAUGCUUUUGUGCAAUAGGUUUGAAACAUGCAUUUAUUAGGCUUAUGUUUAAAUUGUAUGUUUAAAUGUAGCAUCUAUUUACCAUUACAUUUAAAAGGAAUGUAGAUGGCUUUUCUCACUUGUUCAAAUGGAGUUUUAUUUGGGGCUGUUAUUUGGGGGUGGGCGUGUGUGUUUUAUGCUUUGUUCCAUUUUUUAUUCCAAGAGUGAAAUGGGGGAUUUAAAAUUUCUGUAAGUACAAGAACUAUCUGUCAGCAAUAUUUUAAAAUAAACGAUCUUGCAAGAAACCUUAAUGUGAAUUGUAGAAGCAAUCAACAAGACUUGCAGCCUAUCUGAAAAUGUUUUGUGCCAUUGUUAGGUCUGGUAUAUUUGUGUACUGUCACACCUGGGAAUAUUUUUUUCUACUGGUUGUGCAAUAGUAUACACAACACUGUCACUCAGGAGAUAUGGGACCGUAAAAAACAUCAGACUACAGCUAUGAUGGUGCUAUUUUUUCCAAUAGGCUAUGAGCCUUUGAAAGCUUAUCUGGCUCUUACUGUCUUUAUAACAACACAGUCCUAGGGGAUUUACAGGUUUUACAGAUUUUUUUUUUCUACUAGAUGAUAAAUAUAACUUGCUAUUUUACAGCAUUCUGCAUAUUACAUUGAGAUAAAUAUAAUAGGAAAAAGCCAACCAGUCUGUACAUCAGUGAGAUGAAUCUUAGAUACACAUUUUGUACAGAAGGCUUUACUGAACAGAAAAAUCAAGUUUCUACUUUUCCUCAGGUAAUCACUUCAGUUUGGAUGUUUCACUGAAACCAUGAAUGCAAUUUUAGUUAGUCUGCCUAAAGUUGGUAACAGAACUUGUUUCACACACAAGUCUCCCUACAUAAGAUAUAAUUAGUUGUUACUUGGAUCUUGAGAUCCGUUUUUGAACAAAAAGCUGCAGAGAACAACACUAAAGAACAUGGAACAAUGCUUCAAUCUCUGCGCUCAUCAAAACUUGCAAUCAGGACAAAAAUUACUUAGGAACUUGACUCUUGUGGCAAGUCAACAGGUAAUGUUUUACCUGUUUAUUUGUAUACAAAUUAAAGGUAUGACUCUACCAUUUGUUCCAUAUUUUAUCCUACUCAGAGUGUUUUGGAAAUCUUUUGAAGCCACAAUGACCUGUCCAUGUCCUGGAGGUAGGGUAGGAACUAAAUGUCCAAUUCUAUGAACAUUUACAUUGGUAACUUUACUAAUAACCCGGAUGGUUCCACAGAAACCAAUGGGAUCAUUCAUUCAAACAGAGGUAUGGCUGAAGGAAGAACUCCUGAGUUUUGAGUACUGAUAUUCAACUAUUUUUGUUAUUUCUGUUUGAAACAGAAAGUAUUGGUUUGAUGGAAUCUUUAAUUCAAGUGACUUAUGUGAACAAAAGGAAAGUUUAUUCUUUCCUUCUGCAAACAGGAUCAUUUUGCAGUUAAGGGACAAUUAGCCAGUACAGCCACUAAGCCUUUUAUCCUCAUAUAUGGCAUAAUAAAGAUUCUGUAACCGUCAGAGUGUAAAACCAUAUUUUUGGCUUAGCUUCAUUUAAAAGUUUACAAUUUUUUAUGCUUUGUGUUGCUGUGUAAUUUCUGUACUACUGGUGGCUAGUUUUGUCUGAAUAAGCCUUUUGGGGAUUAAUGCUUAAUGUUUUGAUUUUAUGAUAGUGAAGCUUGUAUCCAGUGUUUUGCCAAUGAAUAUUAUAUGCUUGUUAAUAAAAGCAGAGAAACUAA
Vidua macroura (Pin-tailed whydah) is the source of this 8182-nucleotide messenger RNA. RefSeq names its product polycomb group ring finger 3 (gene PCGF3). Gene Ontology annotation, cellular component: PRC1 complex. The transcript has 13 exons. Gene Ontology annotation, biological process: regulation of transcription by RNA polymerase II. The record is from RefSeq and is a predicted model, not a curated record. The coding region runs from base 2120 to 2848 and encodes 242 amino acids. Lineage: Eukaryota; Metazoa; Chordata; Aves; Passeriformes; Viduidae.